Molecule: messenger RNA, 2758 nt
Organism: Zophobas morio
Lineage: Eukaryota; Metazoa; Arthropoda; Insecta; Coleoptera; Tenebrionidae
Exons: 10
Coding region: 257-1654 (465 amino acids)
Biological process (GO): heme export; transmembrane transport
Cellular component (GO): membrane
Molecular function (GO): heme binding; heme transmembrane transporter activity
Source: RefSeq, a predicted model, not a curated record
UUGCAAAUUUACAUAUCCAUGAGAAGGUUUAUCAUUUUAAUAUUUAAUUCGACAUGUGAGCAAUUUUUUAAUAUCUUGACGUCAAUUAUGUUAUUUGAUUAAGUUUAGAAGACAAUAGCAGUAUACGACGACGUGUACCUUUUCCAUAAGUCGAAUUCUUGUUGUAUUAAGAUUAUUAGCUUAUUUAAAAACGUGUGAUUACACUGAAUAAACCACAAGCCCGUUGUAUUUGUUACAAUUCCUUACUAAGUUAAUAAUGGAGACACAAAAUCCGGAUGAAACUAAUUUAAAUCUUCUCACAUCCAAGCCAGUGUCUGAAAAUCCCCUCGAAAUCAAAGCGUACAAACGAAGAUGGAUCAUUUUAACGAUUUUUAUAUCAUACGCAGCCAUAAAUGCCUAUCAAUGGAUAGAAUAUUCAAUUAUCAACAAUAUAGUGACAAGAUAUUAUAAUGUAAGUGCUGUGACAGUAGACUGGACAUCGAUUAUUUUCAUGGCUCUAUAUGCACCUUUAGUAAUCCCCGCUUCUUACAUUCUGGACAAAAAGGGUUUACAUGUUGCUGGUUUAAUCGGUGGAUUAGGUACUGCCCUUGGUACUGCAAUUAAAGUAUUUUCCACAAGCCGAGAUUCUUUUUGGGUUGUACUCUUAGGACAAGGAAUUUGUUCUGCUUCACAAUUGAUGAUUCUGUGUUUACCACCAAGAAUAGCAGCUGUGUGGUUCAAACCCAGUGAAGUAUCAACUGCUUGUUCUUUGGGUGUAUUUGGAAUACAGCUCGGGUGUGCUCUUGGGUUUUUGUUGUCACCUAUUAUUGUGAAAAAUCAUGACAACAUUGAAGAGGUUGGGUAUGAUUUUAAGGUACUCUGCUGGUCACUUACUGUUUCCGUGAUAAUUCCAGCUCUUGCUGUUAUAUUCUAUUUUCCCGUGCAACCACCUCAUCCACCCAGCAUUAACCAAGUAGAAGAGAGAAGCCGGACGGAAAAAUUUUCAACGAAAGCAUUUUUUGAAUCCAUACUGGAUUUAACAAAGAAUGUACCUUUUGUCAUUCACGUUGUAGCUUAUGGUAUCAACAUUGGUGUAUUUUCAGCUAUAGGAACUCUAUUGAAUCAGUUGAUAUUACAAUAUUUUAAACAUCUACCUGAUGCAGAAGAAUUUGCUGGUAGGACAGGUCUAGUCAUGAUAGUCGUUGGAAUAGUAGGUUCUAUUGUUUUUGGAAUAUUUUUGGAUAAGACACACAAAUAUAAAGAAACAACACUUUUCACCUACUUUAUGUCUUCAGCAAGCGUUGUAGCAUUUAUGUUUACUUUAGAAAUGCAGUCAAAAGUUUUGGUAUAUAUUGCUGUCGGUGUUGUAGGUUUAUUUACAAAUGCCUAUAUGCCAGUAGGUUUUGAAAUGGCCAUGGAAUUAACUUACCCUUCUUCUGAAGGUACCACAACAGGGCUACUUAUGGCACCAUCUCAGAUUUUAGGAGUUGUUUUUGCUUUAAUGUUAGGAAAACUGAAUUCCACGAUAGGUCCUUUCUGGUCCUUAGCAUCCCAAGCGUUACUAUUAGGAGUAGGUACAAUAAUAACUGGUUUUGUGCCGAAUAAAUUGAGAAGACAGGAAGCUUUCAAACGACGUUUAAAUGAUGUUUUACCAACGGAAACAAUAAAAAAAUAAGAAUAAUAUGUACAUUUUUAAUUAUUAAUCUAGCGAAACUAAGUCAUUAGUGAUACAAUUCAAAUGUAUACUUGAACAAUCCCCUUUAAUCUUUGAGUGAAAAAGAUAAUUGUAUUAAAGUAGGCACAUUUCACAUCGUCACCAGUCUUGAUAAAGUCGUACUGCAAUGAGUUCCAAAGACACAGAGAUUAACCAUUUGCCUCUUUUACAAAGUAUUUCUGGCCACAAACUGUAUAAAAGAAGAUGGGUUAUUCUAACGUUAUAUAUUUUAUACGCCGCCAUUAACGCUUUCCAAUGGUUCGAAUACGCUAUUGUAGCUAAUGUCAUUAUGAAAUUCCAUGGAGUCAGUUCUGUUUCUGCGGAUAGGACAUCAAUAAUAUAUACGGCUUUGUACAUGCCUAUGGUAAUUCCGGUAUCCUAUCUUAUGGAGAAAUUGUUUCUUAUAGGACCUGCGCAAAAUAUCAAUAAUUGGUGUACUGGGAACUGCUACCGGCACCAUUAUCAAAAUUUUUUCCUUAUCACCUGGCAGAAUGUGGAUGACUUACCUAUCUCAAACCAUUUUGUCUUCAAUGCAGGUAUUUAUUUUAGCUCUUCCUCUACGAAUUGCAGCUACUUGGUUGAAGCUAAAGAGGUAUCUUUAGCAUGUGCUUUGGGGGAUUUGGAACGCAAUUGGUGCAAGCUGUGGGUUUUAUAAUUCCUCCAAUGGUUGUAAAAAAUACUGACAACUUGGAACAAAUUUCUGAUGACUUAGGAGUAUUGAUUGAGAGUUUGGCGGCUUUUACUUCCGUUGUUACCAUAAUUAUUCUGAUUUUCCAGCACGCCCGCCUUUACCACCAAAUCAAGUCAUUUGUGAGGGAAGAGAAAGUAGUUUUUUGAAAUCUCUAAAAAGACCUCUCAGCGAUAGAAGUUUCGGUUUUCACGCAGUUGCAUAUGGGAUUAGUAUUGCGGUGUUUGUUUCAAUAUCUACUUUACUGAAUCAAUUUAUGUUGUUCUACUUCGCAGGGUCUGAAGAAGAUGCUGGCCGGAUAGGGUUGAUCAUGGUAGUUUUAGGGAUGGCAGGAGCUAUUGUUUUUGGUCAUGUUUUAGAUAAAACUCAUUCCUAUA